Messenger RNA from Babesia sp. Xinjiang, 582 nucleotides. RefSeq lists its product as uncharacterized. NCBI's taxonomy places the organism in Eukaryota, Apicomplexa, Aconoidasida, Piroplasmida, Babesiidae. The coding region runs from base 1 to 582 and encodes 193 amino acids. The transcript is spliced from 2 exons. The record is from RefSeq and is a predicted model, not a curated record.
AUGCCACCUGAUGGUGGCGUGCGUGACGAAUCACAGUCGAAACCUACUGCUACUGCUCCAACUCCUAGUUAUAAGAAACCUAUGCGUACACAGCGUUUCGUUCCCGUGUUACGCUAUGGUGCGAAUAAAUAUGAAUCUGAGGACUUUAGGUCUCAGCGUAUGCAGAAGAUGGAGGCGUAUAAUCAGCAGCGUAACGUGAUGUUGAAUCAACGUAACGAGCAUCAGAAGCAACUGGCUGAUCUUACUGCACAGUUGAACCAUUUGGUAUCUCAGCUUGCUCUUCAGCCUAAGGAUGCUCCUGAGCGUGAGGACUUGAAUCGUCAGAUUCAAGAUAUUAGGUUUAACAUGAAGCAGUUACAGAUGAGCAAGGAUGUGAAGCCUAACAAGCUGGACAACCGGAAGACAAAAUUAUUAUUUAAAGAGUUGCCAGACUGUGCAAAGGGCCCUGGCAAGCUAGCGGAAUGGAUCGCUGGUAAUUCAUUGAUCCUCCAACCCAAACAAAUCGCAAUGCUAGCUACUACCGGCGAUGGUGCGGUCAUACAAUAUAAAAGUCAUGAUACAGCAGAUAUGGUAUGUUUUUGA